This is a messenger RNA of Chinchilla lanigera (long-tailed chinchilla), 1110 nucleotides long. RefSeq names its product glutathione S-transferase A4-like. Gene Ontology annotation, molecular function: glutathione transferase activity. NCBI's taxonomy places the organism in Eukaryota, Metazoa, Chordata, Mammalia, Rodentia, Chinchillidae. Gene Ontology annotation, biological process: xenobiotic metabolic process; glutathione metabolic process. The record is from RefSeq and is a predicted model, not a curated record.
AUGAGGGGUCUGCGGCUGUGCAAUCGGAGGCAGAGCGCACGCCUGCGCACUGCUGCACAGCGCGACUCUGCGGCGACAGACAGGGCCCUCUCUCCUCUGCCCCCUGCGCACCUGCUGGCCGCGCACGACUACGCAGCCCUUCAAAUAUGUCUGGUUGAAAUAGACGGGAUGAAGUUGGUGCAGACUCGAAGCAUCCUCCACUACACAGCUGAAAAGCACCAGCUCUUCGGCAGGGACCUCGAGGAGAGCACCGUGAUUGGCAGGUAUGUGGAGGGGACGCUGGAUCUCCUGGAACUGAUUAUCACGCAUCCUUUCUUAAAACCAGAAGAUCAACAAAAGGAAGUGGUUCACAUGGCCCAGAAGGCUAUAAUUAGAUACUCUCCAGUGUUUGAAAAGGUUUUACGGGGCCAUGGACAAAACUUCCUUGUUGGUAAUCAGCUGAGCCUGGCCGACGUGAUUCUACUCCAAAAUUUGGCCCUGGAAGAGAAAAUUCCUAACAGCCUAGCUGCGUUUCCUUUCCUCCAGGAGUACACGGUGAGAUUAAGUAACAUUGCUCCAAUUAAGAGAGUCCUUGAACCUGGCAGCCAGAAGAAGCCUCCCGCUGGUGACGUGUGCGUGAGAACCAUCUACAGCGUCUUUAUGCUGUAAAUAACAAGUCGUCUGUGAGUGGGAGCUGGUCCCCAAGGUGGCUGUGUCCACAGUGGUGUCUUCAUUGAUCCCAAUGCUGUUGUCCUGCUGUGUGUUCAGCUGGGUCAUAAAUCGGGUCUUUCCUCUCAGGAGAUCCUUCCUUAAAAUAUCACCCUGUUUUUGUCCAGCCAAUAAUUGUUACGGGCCGUGUUCUGGCACACAUUUUUGAGGAGGCUGGGAUUUGAGUUAGGCUGGGCGGGGUCCUCCUUUCCUGUAGUUAGUCCUGACGAUGGGGAUGCAGGGUCUCACUUAGCUGAGCACCGUUCUCCUCUGUUCAUACCCGAACCUCUGCAGGCUCCCCCGGGUGUGCAGUGUCUCGUAACUGUGCACUGUGUUGUGAGGGACUGUCCUCUGACCUAGAGAAAGUCAGUGGCUGUACCAACAGCAGCCAGUAUUCUCCACAAUAAAGCAUUUACCAGUUGU